This is a messenger RNA of Cyprinus carpio (common carp), 2281 nucleotides long. RefSeq names its product nectin-3-like protein. Gene Ontology annotation, cellular component: adherens junction. Lineage: Eukaryota; Metazoa; Chordata; Actinopteri; Cypriniformes; Cyprinidae. The record is from RefSeq and is a predicted model, not a curated record. Bases 696 to 1358 code for a protein of 220 amino acids. The transcript has 5 exons. Gene Ontology annotation, biological process: heterophilic cell-cell adhesion; homophilic cell-cell adhesion.
GAUCGCCAGGAGCAGGGUUGGGCACCCCUGGUAUAGAGUAAUCAUAUUUUCUGACCAGAAAUCAUCUUAUUUUCUUUAUAAAUAACAUACCAAUACAAACAAUCAAACAAUAAAUAAUUGUACGAUGUGUCAUGGUGCGGUAAGGGAACACUGUGUAAACAGGGGUCUGGGUCCAAAUGUAGGUUUAUUUGCAAAACAAAAACAGACUAAGCAAAACCGAAACAGAUCAACAAGAUCUGAAAAACAACUCAAACAAGAACAGGACUGGGACACAAAUACAGCAACAGGAGGUGCUUGCAUCAACCAAAACCUUCAACAAAUAAUUAAUAAGCCAGACAGAGUAGCGGGAGUGUGGUGUAUAAAUAGUCCUUGAUAAUGGGGAACAGCUGAGGGUGUAAUAAGUGACAGGUGUGUGGUCUUUUUAGCAAAAUUACAUGACCCCUUUAAACUGCUCUAAAAAUAAAUUGACAGCAUUGACAUUGACAAGGUAGUGUGUCCCAAAACUUGCAUACUCUUCUGUUACACACUCAAAAGUGUGUACUUUUUUUCACAAGUAGGCAAAUGCAGCAAGUGUCUCCUGAGUUAAACAGUUUAGAAACAUACACAGAUAUAGAAAGGCUGGCAUGGUAGCUAAAGGUUCCAGAUUUAAAUGACCAUAAUGAUGCCUGUGUAGCUUUUUAACUUUGGUUGGGACGAUGCUAUUUUGUGAUAGGAGACAUACACUGCCUGGCCAAAACUGUCAUCUAGAUUUAACCACAAGCCCUGUGAAUGUGAGCAUGACUGUGGAUGUCGUCCCUGUCGCUGGACGCCUUGAGGUUACCUUGGCAACCUGUACAACUUCUAGAACGAAGCCUGCUGCCGAGGUGUCAUGGAAUUUGGGUGCUUUAUCUGAUACUGUGAAGAUAACAACAAACACUGUGAAACAUUUAGAUGGGACGUUCACAGUCACAAGCAGUCUGAUUGCCACUCCAACUGUACAGAUGAAUCAACAACAUGUCCAGUGUUUGAUCAGACAUGUUUCAAUGAAAGAGGAACUGCAAGUUGAUCACAAGAUCAUUGUGCACUAUCCACCUCAGCUGGUCUUUGUGACACCUUUCAAGGAUCUCUCUAAUGCUGAGGGGUAUCAGUGUGAGGCAGAUGCCAAUCCUUCAGCUACACACUUCAGCUGGCACAGCACACACCAGACUAUCCCUAAUGAUGCCAUUAAAGCAGAAGGAAAUAAACUCUACUUCUUGAAACUGACGUCUGACCUCAGUGGCCUGUAUAUCUGUGAGGCUUCAAAUGAGUAUGGUAAAGGAAUCGGCUCACUUUACUGGCAAAAAGGAGAAAAGCCAGAAGACAUUCAUUCUGAGCUCUGAGUCCUUUAUACUGGAUGAAAUUUUAAUAUUUUCUCAGUGUCAUCAAAGUCCCUUUAAGGAAAUUCAGGAAUAAAAGCUGGCAACAAUUAUAUUAUGCUUCUUAAAUUCAAGUCACACUAAAAUCUAUCUUUUUCAGGCAGGCCAAGAUGCAAAUUUAAUUCACAGUGGAUAUCAACAAGGUAACUUUUAACUGAAAGGGAUGAUAACAUAUUGCCAUACUUAGCAUUGUGCUUUCUCCCAUCUAUGUAUGAGUGGACCAGCUGCCUUGCAUAGUCUCUGAAUUUUAUAUUUUAUUAACUUAUUUGUUGCCAGUGACUUUUUUUUAAUACAAUACAAAAAUAUAUUCAUAAUAUUUAUAUUAGCAGAUAUAGAAAAAUAUGAAUUUCAGAAUGCCUUAGUUUUAGGGUUGUUAAACUUUAUUUAUAUUUGUCAUUAAGAAACAUGGACAAACAUUAAUAGACAAACAGUCAGAACAACUUCAUGAAUGCAAUUAUUGGUCUCCUUUCUUGAUUUGAGGUAGGAAAAAGUAUAUUUAAAAAAAUAAAAGUUAUGCCUGAAUUGAAGUCAAAUGGGUUGCAAUAUAAGUAUUCACACAUGUACUUCUUUACAUAUACUUAUAUAUUAAUUUAUACAUAUAUAGACAUAUAAUUAUCAAUCAAAGUGUAUCCAAAUAUUCAUACAUGUAUUAGAUAGGUAUGAGUACACAUAAUCCCUUCCCCCAUUCAUAAACAAAUGUGUCUCUCCUCAUUUUGUUUUGACUUUCAAAAGUCUCUCCUUGCAAUCUCAGUUUAAAUAUCAGUGUUUCCAUAUGCUAUAUCUCUGUCACAAUCUGUUCCUAUUGUAUUUUCCUUUUGCAAUUUGCUGAAGCCAUAGAUGGGUGAUGGCAAAAAAUCCCAGGUAUAGAAUAAAACCCAUAUCUUCUA